Molecule: messenger RNA, 1195 nt
Organism: Peromyscus eremicus (cactus mouse)
Lineage: Eukaryota; Metazoa; Chordata; Mammalia; Rodentia; Cricetidae
Exons: 3
Coding region: 392-1030 (212 amino acids)
Source: RefSeq, a predicted model, not a curated record
CUAAGCUAAGGCUAUAAAUUAUUUACAUUUAUUAUUGAUAGUCCAGUGACUUUGGAGUAGCUGAUCAUAUAUAAAGAAAUUCCUGUUAAAUAUUAUGUAGUUUCUUAUUUUUUUCUGUUCCCAUAUCCCAUAAAAUGUAAGGACACAAAAAAGCCAUUUUGAAAACAAGUGCACCAAAACACAAAACCCAUGAGUCUGAAUCAAUCAGAGUAACCCUCAAUUUUCUUGUCUAUAGAAAAUCACUGAAGAUCAAGAAAAGGAGAAGUGCAAUGUUGAAUAUGCAUCUUUAUGGUCAUGGCCUUCUGUGAAAACUGAUGAGGUGACAAUAGACCAGCAGAAUUCACUACAGUACAAACACCUUAAAAAAUACAUCAGAGAAAAUGUAAAGGAGAUGGUUCAUGAACAACUUGAAAAUGCUGAACUUAUUAUUCAUCCUAAGGAAGAGCCUGUACCUGAUGACUCUAGAAGAGAAAUAUCCACAAAGGUUAAAGAAAAGAAGUCAGGGUAUCUGCAUAUACCCGUUUUCGAGUCUUUUGAGCACAGAAUCGCUGCACUGCGGGCUACCGCACAUGUUGAACCAGCUCCUGCUGCCUGCCCUCGUGAUGCAGGUGACUUGGGUGACAUGGACAAGGCUUUCAAGGCUCAAUUGGCCCGUGCAGUUGCUUUGGCUGACAGCACUGAGCACCAAAGAUGGCAACCGCACACUGACCCUGAGCUUGCUCCUGGUCACCGCACUGGUGACGCCAGGGACCCUCCUCACAAUGCUGACCUGGCUCUUGACAAGCUCAGUAUUGAUCUAGAAUCUGCUCCUCUCUGUGGUCCCAGUGACACUAAGGAUCCUGCUAAUGACGCUGACCUAGCUUUUCACACUGCACAUCCAACUGGCCGCUUCAGACCAAGCAUGAGCACCAACAACAGGUCUGACCUAUACAUGGGUGAUAUACCAGAUUCUACAAGAGUAGUCUGGAGAUCUUACCAAGAAGCUUCCAGUAAAAAGAACGAUGGCCAGGUUGGUGCUGCAGUUGAUUGACAGUCCUUUGAAGCAGUCAAAUUGAUAUCUACAUUAGCAAGAAUUUUAAAACAUAUAGAAAUUCAAAAGAAAAAUAUUCCUCUGAAAGAGGACAUUCUAUAUAUUGAACUCUGUACACAAAUUUUUAAUGAUUUUCAAUUAAAAUAUACUAUGAAAAAUUUUAAA